CGAAUAAACUAAAUUUCACCUUACAUAUGCGUAAGGCAACUCACACAAAUCUUGAAUGCACAAUACCGUUGACAUAUCUUCCAUACCCGGUAUGGACAUAGUAGCUGUAUCAGGCACCCUAUCAUGAUGUAGUAGGUUCCAGUUGACAUCUCGACGUUCAAUGUUUGUAUUAUUUUUCAAUGUUAAAACUUGAACCCCCCCCCCAAUCAUCAACCCACUUUGAAAUCUACAGCAUUCAAGCAUCAAACACCUCGUCAUUGUUGCCCGUCGCUGUGCAUGGAGGUGCAUCAACCUCAUACCUACAUAACCUACAUACAUACCUAGGUUAGGUUAGUAUUAUAGUACUAUAAUACUAUAGAAACCCUUUGAUUCGCCCAACUUCAUCUAUUCUUCUUCUUCUACUACUACUACUACUUUCUUGCUACACUACGUGUGAGCAUUACUGCUAUGGCUUCCUCUCCUUCCAGGUCAGCUAGCCACGUUGACUCCGAUGGAGCUAAGAUGUGGAAAAAUGAUACCAUCGAAGAACGUAUCUUCUCUGCAUCCCUUAUCUGCCUUGAGGGCCAUUACAAUCAAUCUCCUGUAAUGGGACCUCAGUCCAUCGCCAAAGUCACUAGCAUUGUCUCUAAGACCCUUGAGAAGACGCAUACUUUCAAAGACGUGAGGGAAGUAUUAUCAAGAAAUAUCAGAAUAUGGAUCUGGCUGCGCCGCACUGUCUCUGCCACCAUUUGUGACCUUAACGAGAAAUCACUUGGUGUACGAUCCGAGCCUUUUGUGCAGACCAAGUUUCUAGAUAUCACCACUCCAGAGGUCACUGCCUUGAUUAUCAAGAAUUAUGUACCCCUGAAGGAAGCGCUGCAGAUGUUGAACAAGCUCAUGCACAUUGCCCGCAACCUAUUAGUCACCACUGAUCCUGAGGUGCCCCAAGACUUAUCAGCUGCUAUCUACUUCGAUCACGAGGUAUACGAGGCCAUUUGUCUUUGUGUUAACGUCACAAGUAAAGGUAUCGAUGGCGAGAUGCCGGAGGACGAGGCCUCCAGAGCCAAGCUGAAUGAGAUUACUGAACUCUGCAAGAAGGUCCUUGUUACCUCCCUACAGCAGGCUCAUAACUGGAUUGCGAAGAAUGACCGCAACAAGAUGUUAUUCUGGUAUAAAGUAUUGAUCGAGUCCCCGGAUGCUGACAGCAAUCCGGGACCAGAUGAUCGGCAUGAAUCGGUCUUGGAUUAUCCAGCGCCUAGGAGCAUCCAUCUUCGUGACGAGAUAUCUAACUGGCUCAAAAGAUCCUCACGGAUGUGUGAUACUGCCGUUGAAAUAUGCAAAGAAUACUUCGAGGCACAGAGUACUGAGAAAAAGGACCGGUGGCUACCGCACGAUGAGAACAUCCUUGCUUGGAACUACAUGCCACCUGAGACGUGGGCUUGGCAGCCAGAUACAUAUGAUGAAGCUGCUGAGGCAAUCUCAGCGUGGAACCCCGAUGAGACUAACAAAUUCGAGCAAGACAGGGCGUAUGGCCAUGUAUCGCACGAACUUGAUAAGUGGUGGUACGGUGCGCGUAUCCCGAAUUCUAAUGACUGGAAUCUAGACAUGUACUCUACCAUCGACUCCGUCCCCCAGCGUAUCAAAGAAUGUGAGGCCAACCUUAUGCAACGCUAUGCGGCCGCAGAACCCCAAGAAGAACCGAGCGAUGUAAUUGAGCAACCUAUGGAAGACGAUCAUAAUUCCGAUUGGCAAGGACAGCCAUCCCAUCCGUCCCAAAACUUUGUCCCUGAAUAUGAUGAGUACGAGGAAGAAGCUGAUGACGAUGAUUCUUAUGGGGAAGGGCCUAUGACGGGACUCCUCACCGAAGUGCCCAACAUCCUAGACCCCAAGCAAAUUGAGGCGCUUCACAUGAUUGUGAAGUCGUGCAUUCUGGAUUCAGCCGGUUCUGGUGUGACUCGAUUCGGCGAGAACCUUCAGCAAACCCGGUGUCGCAUUUUUCUUGCCACCGACUGCGGCAGAAACCUCUUGAGGGAGAUGCUUGUCUUCAUCGCGGUCUGGGAGAAGGACGAGCAGUCUCUCAUAUUUCAGAUCAGCAGCCAGAUUGUCCAGGCGAUUCACGAGAACUCUCUAGUCCCCUAUGCAUGGAUGGCUCUUCGAAGCCCCAAGGACAUCAUAUCGCCAGCACAAACAGUCCUACUCCGACUCCUAACCUAUCUUUUUCGUACAGCCCUUCUUCCGCCUAAGGACUACGACCCUUUUCCAGACACGAAAGCGGGAGAUGUAGAGAAGAUCCUCGCGAAUGAAGAUGUCCGGCUCGGGAAAAUGUUGAAUUAUUUGUACGGACUCUUCCGAAGCCGCAUUGUCCCAGAGUGCGUCGCCUUGAUGCAGAUCCAGGGCGAGGUCCGUAAAGACAGACUAGACCCCACAGACUUCCCAGUCGAUAACUGGGACCUCGAGCGCGCAAAGGAUGGCUUGGUGCAGUACCUCGACUUUCUUUACACUGUUGCUGACAUACAUCCUCUCCGUCAACAUCUAAUUGAUUACGAGGCUGUGUACGAGCUUCUUCAGCUGCUUGAAGGUCUUGAUGUUGGGGUGGAAAAGGCCCCGUUCCCAGGAGGCCGAAGAAAUGACCCUCCUCCUGCUACGCCUUCCACAACUACCUCCACUCCUCAGGCGUCGUCAUCCCACAACCCGCCCCCUCCACCACCCCCGCCACCCCCUAUAUCCGAACCACCACACGAAUUCCCUUGGUCAGGCAUCAAGGGCCAGGUGCUUUCAAUUCUUGCCGCCCUCUUACAGCCUCCACCUGGCCAGUCUUCGCCCGGUAACCCUACAGUACAACUCCAAAUUUUACGGCACAAUGGAAUCGUUGCGCUGCUCAACUGUUGCCUGUAUGACGAUAACAACCGCUUCUGCCGCGAGCGAACACAACUCUGCCUCAAGUGGCUUAUGGAUGGGUGCCCUGAUGCCUCGGCAUUCUUGCAGAACCUAGUGGGCUCAAAUCAGGGACAAGCAGUGACACGUCCGCCACUGGGAAACGGAAAUGUGACGCAGAACGUGCGAAUCGAUGGCGUGCCCGGUGAAGUUCGCGUCCAAGUGCGCAGCUCGAGCGCGCCCGCCGGGGAAGUUGGUGAGGUCGUUGGAGACGCAGCCACAGGCACGAGCCUGAGGAGCCGAUUAGAGGAGAACAAGAGUCGCAGUGAAGAGCUUGUGAAUGAUCUACUAGCAUUGACGGUAGACACAGCGGGCGAGAUGAUGAUGGCGCCUGAUGGGGAUGAGACGGAGGAAGAUGACUUUAUAUGAUCAAUUUAAGGAUUAUUAUAUGAAAAAAGGCAAAUGGCAAUUCAUGGUAACGGUUGUGAUGGUAAGACUCGGAAUUUCGGCCCUCACCUAAUGAGAUUAUAAGCAGGAAAGACGACGAGUUUCAUUGAAUCGGCGUGGUAAUAAAAAUAUGGGCAGCAUCUGGGGUUCGGACGAAUAACGAUAAGGUUACAUCUUUUUACUUGUCAUUGCCAAUGGGUACCGGCAGGCUGUUUGACUUUGUGGACAGCUUAAGCAGCAGAAAGUAUCAUAAUAAAGGGGGGCUGUUUCCGGAUGAUCGUCGUUAAAUGGAGUCUUCGGCAUGGAUACACGUAGACAAAACAAUUGCGCUUUGUACAAAGAGUUGAUACAUAAAUCUAAAC
Molecule: messenger RNA, 3662 nt
Organism: Hypoxylon fragiforme
Lineage: Eukaryota; Fungi; Ascomycota; Sordariomycetes; Xylariales; Hypoxylaceae
Exons: 4
Coding region: 448-3282 (944 amino acids)
Cellular component (GO): cytosol
Source: RefSeq, a predicted model, not a curated record